Messenger RNA from Diversispora eburnea, 283 nucleotides. The record is from the annotation of a GenBank genome assembly. NCBI's taxonomy places the organism in Eukaryota, Fungi, Glomeromycota, Glomeromycetes, Diversisporales, Diversisporaceae.
ACAACAAAUCAUUGUGGAUCUCAAUACACGUGUGGAAAGAAUAACCACGGAUCUUACGUCGCGAGAUGCCACAUUUAUUAUCAAAGGACAGAGAAUUAUGGCAAUGGUAAACACUGUGAUUGAAACUAUUAAUGGAAUUACCACCAAUUAUGAAUCUCUUCAUGACCGGAUGGAUCAUUUAACUGAAACAGGUUCCAUAGCCCCAUUAAGAUCUGAACAAUUUAAUACCCUGCCUGAGCAUACAUCUAAUUCUUCCCAACGAUCUUCUUAUGCUUCCAUGUAA